CUGAGUUCUGCGCUGUCAAACAUGGCGUCUUUCUCGACUUCGACAUUCUACUCGCGGCGUCCAAGACUCAGUGAUAAAGAAGCGGAGCGGGUCCUGGAAGCAAUAGCCAGCAACGACACUUCAGACAUAGAAUUGUCCGAUGAUGAAGUGGACGACCCCUCUUUUGUUGUCGGUGAUGCCGCGCCUCUUCCACAGUGCUCUGAUGAUGUAUCCAGUGAGGAGGAAGAAGAGCAGAAUUCGAGCAGUACGCGCUCUCGAGACGCUACGUGGAGAAGAGGAGUCUCAUUUGACUCGGCCAUCAGCGACGUGGGGUGUGCACCGGACACGUCACCCGAUGUCAGACAGCAUUGGCGGCCAAGUGACUAUUUCCGACAAUACUUGUCAGACGCCGCGUUUGAAACUAUGCAGGAAAAGACAGCUGUCGCGUUCCACCUAAAGACGGGGAAAAUUCUUAAUUCCUCAUGUUCCGAAAUGCAGAAUUUUCUGGGUGCGACGUUGAUGAUGAGCUGUCUUGGCUACCCACAGAUGCGUCUCUAUUGGGCACGGGGCACAAGGGUGCCUGCCAUUGCCAACGUCCUCACCCGAGACCGGUUUUUCACGCUUCGCAGCAACUUCAAAGUUGUUAAUGAUCUUGACUAUACCGAACAAGACCAAAAGAACGAUCGUCUCUGGAAGGUCCGACCGAUCUUAAACGAGGUCCAAGCAGCAUGCCGCAAUCUCCCAAGACCACCUUCCGUGUGUAUUGACGAACAAAUAAUACCAUUUACAGGCGUCACUACACUCAAGCAGUAUGUGCCUGGAAAGCCUCACCCAACAGGCUUGAAAAACUUCGUGAUUGCCAGCCCCAGUGGACUCGUUUUGGAUUUCGACAUUUACCAGGGGAAAACUUUCCUCAAGAUUGGCAAUAGCCCGGACCUUGGGCUCGGGCCAAAUGUUGUGCAAGUCUUUGCAAAAACACUGCCUAGUGGGACAUCGCUCUUUUUUGACCGAUAUUUUACGACAUUGCCACUUAUUGAACAGCUUGGAAAACUGAAUCUUCGAGGAACGGGUACGAUUAUGAAAAAUCGUGUACCCAAAACAGCAAAUCUCGAGGACGACAAAUGCCUAUCCAAGCGAGGUAGAGGAACGAGUUCACAAACCGUGAAUGUCUCCACGGGUACCUGCUUAGUGAAAUGGCUAGACAACAAGGUCAUCACAUUUGCCUCAAAUCACGUUGGUGAGGAACCAUUUGGGCAGUGCAGCAGAUGGUCCAAAAAGGAGAAGGUGUACCAAGACGUUCCUCGCCCUGCCGUGGUGGAGGAGUACAACCGCAACAUGGGCGGGGUGGACAUGUCAGACAGGAUGCUAAGCCUGUAUCCCACGACACAGCGUACAAAAAAGUGGACUGUCAGGACCAUAAUUUUUAUUUGUGAUCUUGCAGCUGUGAACUCUUGGCUGCAGUACAAAGAAGACUCUGCUCUUCUUCAUGUGCCAAAGAAAAACAUCCUUGGACUGCUCGAGUUCAAGAUGUCGCUUGCACACUACCUGUUGUCAAAAACCAGGUGUAGCGAAGAAUCUGGAGAUUAUGAGCCUCCAUGCAAAGUGCUAAAAGCUAAGGUUGUGCCCCUGCCUCCUGAGCCGAAAAGAACAACUAAAGCAGACCACAUGCCAGAACUGGUGAACCAAGGAUCGUCAUCGAGGUGCCGAAACCCAGGAUGUUCGCAGCGAACAAAGUUUCGAUGCACAACAUGUAACAUCUUUCUCUGCAUUACAACCGCGCGGAACUGCUACAAGCAAUUUCACACGAAAUGAUGGCGCUUUUGGUAGCAGCAGUAAAUUUCAGAUAAAAGUGAAUUUUGACACUUUCUUAUGUGCUGAGACCCAGUGUGCAUUAUAAUGUACAUCCUGGUGUGUGAAAUCUGUUCAUGCUAAAGUUGCAAUAUUUUUCUGGGGCAAUAAAGUAUAUGUAGAUGUUCCAAAAA
This is a messenger RNA of Rhipicephalus microplus (southern cattle tick), 1961 nucleotides long. RefSeq names its product piggyBac transposable element-derived protein 3. The record is from RefSeq and is a predicted model, not a curated record. NCBI's taxonomy places the organism in Eukaryota, Metazoa, Arthropoda, Arachnida, Ixodida, Ixodidae.